Messenger RNA from Equus caballus (horse), 2582 nucleotides. The record is from RefSeq and is a predicted model, not a curated record. NCBI's taxonomy places the organism in Eukaryota, Metazoa, Chordata, Mammalia, Perissodactyla, Equidae.
AAAUUUUUCUAACCUUCUGCUCAUCACCAUCCCCAAUCCAUUAGUGCGUAGGUCCUACCAAGAGGGACAUUGCCCUGAUGACAGCAUUACAACCAUCCAGUGAAGACCCACCACCUGACCAAAGACCCUGCCUGAGUCCUCCAGUUGUCCCAACAGCAACAGUGCAGGACCCCAAGGGACACUGAGCUGCCAGCUCUCUAGUUCCCUUCUCUCUGGGACAGAUCCUCAGUCCCUGCCCUCCAGGAAGGGUGGGGCAGCAGGCUGGCCUUGACGUGUGGUAACGUGAUGGAACUGAGUCCAGCUGGGACUGUACCUUGUGGUGACCUGGAUUCCUCUGGAGGGUCCCAGCAGCCCGCACACAGCCAUGCACUGCCCCGCUGUGUUCCUGCUCCUCCUCCUGGCCGGUGGGGCGGAGGCCUUUCGCAUCUGUGCCUUCAACGCCCAGCGGCUGACGCUUGCCAAGGUGGCCAGGGAACAUGUGAUGGACACCUUAGUUCGGAUCCUGGCUCGCUGUGACAUCAUGGUGCUGCAGGAGGUGGUGGACUCUUCUGGCAGUGCCAUCCCCUUGCUGCUUCGAGAACUCAAGCGAUUUGAUGGCUCCGGGCCCUAUGACUUCCUGAGCAGCCCCCCGCUGGGGCGCAGCACAUACAAAGAGCAGUACGUGUACAUCUACCGGUCCCACAAGACACGGGCCCUGGAUCACUACCUGUAUAAUGAUGAGGAUGACCUCUUUGCCCGGGAGCCUUUUGUAGCCCAGUUCACUUUGCCUAGCAAGGUCCUUCCCAGCCUGGUGCUGGUCCCGCUGCACACCACUCCGAAGGAUGUAGAGAAGGAGUUGAACGCCCUCUACGACGUAUUUCUGGAUGUCUCCCAGCGCUGGCAGAGCAAGGAUGUGAUCCUGCUUGGGGACUUCAAUGCUGACUGCGCUUCGCUGAACAAAAAGCACCUGGGGGAGCUGGUGCUGCGGACUCAGGCAGGCUUCCACUGGGCGAUUGCUGAUGGAGAGGACACCACGGUGCGGGCCAGCACCCACUGCACCUAUGACCGCAUCGUGCUGCACGGGGAGCGCUGCCAGAGCCUGCUGCAUGCCGCGGCCACCUUUGACUUCCCCAGGAGGUUCCAGCUCACCGAGGAGGAAGUAAAGGGGUGGGGAAGGAAUGGGGUCAGCGGGAAGUCCUUCAGCCCUGACACUAACACUUUGUCCCACCGCCCAUCCCCAGGCUCUCAACAUCAGCGACCACUACCCUGUGGAGGUGGAGCUGAGCCAGGCGGUGUGCAGGGUUCAGCCCCUUGGCCUGGCCGUUCUGUUGCUGCCAUCAUUGCUGCUGCCACUCCUGCCCCUUCAGCUGGACCUAGUGGCCUGAAACUGCCCAAUGCCUGCUGCCCACAGAUGUGAUGACUACACUGCCUUCAGGACUCAAACCCCGGCCUCCCUGUCCAUCCUGUGCUGGGGCCCAAGUGACUCCUGAGGGCCUCAACUGCAGCCCUGUCCCGUCAGACUGCAGCCCGGCCCAGCCCUCCUCCAUUGGACUGCAGCCCGGCCCAGCCCUCCUCCAUUGGACUGCAGCCCGGCCCAGCCCUCCUCCAUUGGACUGCAGCCCGGCCCAGCCCUCCUCCAUUGGACUGCAGCCCGGCCCAGCCCUCCUCCAUUGGACUGCAGCCCGGCCCAGCCCUCCUCCAUCUGCCCUUUCUUUGGUUUGGCUUAUGUUCUUUGGUUGGGCCUGUGCCUGGCAUGAGAAUGUGGAAGACGAGGAAGGCAGGGGCCCUGAGGCUGGAGCCAUGCUCCUCUUCCCCCAGGUAGUUAUCAGGAGUGGAGAUAAAGGAGGCUCCAGGGCUUGGGGAGGGGAAGAGAGGGCUUAGGAGGUGAUCUCGGCUAAACUCCUGAUUCUUGCAGGACUCAGAAAAGGGAAUCCCAACAGAUCAAAAAGAUUUUAUUACAUGACAAAAAGUAAAUUUACACAUACACUGAGAACAAAAAACUAGAUUGGUGGGGAUAUUACAUAUGUGUAGCAGAUAUGUCAGAGGGCCAUCUUUAUUGUACAUAUGAAUCAAGAAAAUAUUAAGACCACAGUAGAUACAAGGAUGGAGAGAAGCAGAUUACACACGCACAUGCGCAGAGUAACUAAGGAACGAAAUGUUUCUCAUUGCAAUCCAGUGAAUGAAAAUAGUUGCAAACAGUCCCGAUGCCUGCAGUCAAGCCCAUGUUCAUAACCACUGUGUGGCCUGGCCCCGCCACUUAGGGUGCUGUCAGUCCGCAUUGGCACAUGCUUGGGGUAGGAGGGAGCCUGGAGGAGGCUGGUUACCAAGGGUACAGGUGCACGCAGAAGAGAUCUAUAACUAAAGCAUCUACCAGAGCACACUCUUAGGGAGACGGACUCCAGGGUGGGGGAGUCGGCCAAACAUUCACAACCAGCCCACAUGGGGUUGUUGCUGUCACGGGACCCUCCCUUCCCCAGCUCCAUUUUCCAGAGAACAGAGCUCAGUAAAAACAUAGCAGGACAUCAGGGCUGCUUAAGCACAAAUUAUCAUAUUUAUGGCUUAAAACCAUCAUUUUUGAGGUAAGAAAUAAAUCUUAAACUUUA